AUGGGUAUUGCAAAGGGUACUAGAAUCUAUUUAGAAGAUGGAUCACUCAAGAAGAUCGAGAACAUUAAUAUUGGAGAUAUGAUUUUACAACCGGUUGGUCCUGCUAUGGAAGUUCUGGAAAUCAACUCAAAAUCAGAAAAACUAGUCAAAGUUGAACAAAUCACACAACAUAGAAGAACAGAUGCCAAUGGAUUUACGAAACCUGUCUAUGAUAUUAUUAAUUUAAGAGCUAGCGAAGACCAAGUAAUUAUGACUAGCUCCAAAAUGGUGGCUGGUAUCUUUUUAGAAAACCAGAACCCAGCUAAACCAUUGAAUGACAGAAGAAAUGCUGCUACUGCUACUGCUGCCGUCGAUGAUCUAACCUUAUUUGUUUCCGAGGAAGAGGAGGGAAAUUUAACAGAUGAUCAUAUUUCUAUCUUUAACUGGCCGGCUAGAAUAAGUGAGUUAAAUUUGUUGAAUAAAAAUACAAGACUCAGAACAAGAUUGUAUUUAUCACCAUUCGAAUAUAAUCGUCCAAUAAUGCGUAAAGAAUUAGAGACUCUAUUUCAAAAAUCUAUAACUACAGAAGAAUUGGCUUCAAUGGCGUGGUUACUUGGGUUUUGGUUAGGUGAUGGCCAUAAGCGUGAUCCAUACUUUGCCAUUAAUAGGGAAGACGUAGAUGUUAAUAGUACUCUGGAAGAAUAUGGUAAAAUUUGGGGGAUGGAAACCAAGUAUUGGGCAAACCCUCAUACUAAGGGUGGUACAGCUGAAAUGGGGCUAUCCCAGCCGCACAGAUUGACAUUCAAUCUAGUACAUUCACCAUUAUGGAGGGCUAUAAAUAAAUUACAAUUUCUUCUCGAUAAAAAGAAGAAUUUCCCCAUUAAAUAUGUGAUGGAUGAGCGAAUUGUUAGAGAGUCCCUGAUUGCUGGGUUAAUUGACAGUGACGGCCAUUCCGAUUUAUCUCGUUGUUAUAUUUUUUGGAUCGUUUCAGUGUAUGAUCCAAUUAGAGUCGGCAUCACCAAAGUCUGUAGAUCUCUUGGUUUAAACCUCUACACACAUUUUCGCCCUGCACAUAUUAAUAAUGACGGUUGGCACUGUCUUGAUAUUUUCGCUAUGGGAGUUACACCAGGUUCCAAUUUCCAAAUUUUUGAAUCAGUUCUUUCGCGUUGCGGAUGUAUAAGAAAGAAGACGGCCAAGGGAAAUUUAAUGUCCACUCUAAGUAUGAAUGCUUUUGAUGAUUCAAUUAAGAAAAUUAGCCCACCAUCUCCACCAUUAUUCAAUGUCCAAAAUGACGUUAUUGAGGAAUGCUUUGAUGUGACUCUCACUACCUCAGAAGGUGUGUUGAUUACUGAGGACAACAUUGUUGUUUGUACUAAACCAGUUGGUGCAGAAAUGAAGUGCUGCUCCUGUGGUACCACUGAGCUAGAAGAAUGGUCCCCAGCUCCAUGGCAGACCAAUUUGACAUCUUCUUCUGUGGUUAAGAAACUCUGUAAACUUUGCUACAAAAAUUUCAGACUAUCCAGAACAAGAUGUAACGAUGACAAAUGUUUGACGAUUCCGACAAGGUCGCAAUAUGAAGAACUAGAAAAUCGUGGUGAAGAACUGAACUGUUUCAAAUGCGGAGGAAUCAUGAAAUUGGAUUCUAAAAUGGAGGUAUUAUACGGGCUAAUUAUAGGUUCGUGUGGAAGUUGUAAUAAUACACAAUCGAGUAAAUGGAGGACUCAUCCUAUUUACAAACAAAUGAAGGGGUGCUCCGGGUGUAUGACCAAGUAUUACAACACAAGAACAAUAUGUGGUUCUAUUUCCUGUCUUCACAUUCACAGUUUGAAAGAAGCUGCAAAGAUACGUUUAAAUUAUCGGAGAUUCCAAGGGGUUGAGUUUUGUGAUAUUUCCACUUUGGAAUGUAUCAAAUGCAGAUUCCCUGUAAAUGUAGACACAAGUAGACCACUAGCUAUUUCUAAGAUGAAAAUGAAACCCGGGACUUGCCAGAGUUGCUCCAGGAUUGAAGAUAAGAAGUGGAGACCAGUACCCUGGAGCAAGUUCGUAGAUCAUCAAAUGCAAUCAAAUGCUAUGGUCANUUUUUCUCGUACAGCAACAAGAUGUCUCCAAGCCACCUGUGGAAAAAUUAUAACAACGGGACAAUUAACUCAAAUGAAGAAGAAGGCAGAGAUACCCGGUAUACUAGAAGAUGGGAGGAGUGUCAAAGGUUAUCCAUGCUUCCAUUGUGAAGGAUCAACUUUCACCGAUUCAAAGAAAAAGUUGACAAAAGAUAGGAAAGCCUCCAUGGGAAUACUUUGCUUUAGCCAUGGAGGCCAAAUUGAAGGACGUGCCAGAAACCUUCCUUGGGAUACGGAUAGUCCAGAACAGAUUUGUGGAGCAUGUUAUAGGAGAUACUCAAGAUCCAAGACACGCUGCCUGAGUUGCAAAUACAUGGUGACGACAGCAGAAUUUAAGAUCCAAGCUGCCAAGGGGUUGUUGAGGGAACGUACUGUUGGUAAGGAUGGUAGGAAAGAGAAAUUCUACACGUGUAUCAAAUGUAAUCAGGAGGCAGUCUCCUUAGUUGCUAAGUAG
Molecule: messenger RNA, 2550 nt
Organism: Naumovozyma castellii
Lineage: Eukaryota; Fungi; Ascomycota; Saccharomycetes; Saccharomycetales; Saccharomycetaceae
Exons: 1
Coding region: 1-2550 (849 amino acids)
Source: RefSeq, a predicted model, not a curated record